CAUCAAUGUGUCAACAAACGAUCUUUAAAUAACGUAGUGACGUCACCAUCUAUGUAUAGAAUAAAGGCACGCCUUAUUCACAUAUACCUGUUGUCAUCUAACACUGGCCUGACAUAAGUCUGCACUAGGAAGUAUUAAUAAUGCCUAACAUUCGGAGAUUGGAAAUAGUUCUCGCGAAUCCACAGAUUGUGUAUUAUUCUGGACAAUGUGUUCGAGGACAGGUUAUUGUGGAACUUAACAAAGAUACGAAAAUGAGAGAAAUCCGGAUAAAGUGCCGAGGACGGGCGUACAUUUAUGUAGACAGUGACAAUCAAUGCUCCCAGGAAUUUAUUGAUAACACUAUCGUGCUGAUCGGCAAACCACGUGAGGAAACCAUACUACCUGCUGGGAAUUAUUCGUACCCGUUUGAGUUCGUACUUCCAUUCGGAAUUCCUGGUUCGCUUGAGGACCCCAUCCACCGCCGCGGAUAUGUGCGCUACUGGUUGAAGGCUACAAUUGAAAUUCCAUGGAAGUCCGAUCCCGAGUAUAAGACUCUGUUCACGGUGGCCUCUGUCUUGGAUCUCAACACGUGGCCUAAUGUUGUGGCAAGCCGAGUCAAGGUUUCUGACUCCAAGACGGUGUGUUGCUGCUGCUGUGAAACCACGCCUAUAAAGGCCACUCUGAGGAUUGACAAGACUGGGUAUGUGCCCGGAGAGUGGGUGGUCGUGAACGCGGAAUUCCAGGAUGGGACGGGCAGAGGUGUUGCUAAGUCACAGAUUUGCCUUGAAAUGCUAACUACCUACCGGACAUACAGUGGCUGCGAGACACGCUCCAAGUCACACUGCGUCGUCAUGAAGCAUGGCCCGGUCAGUGGGGGCGGAAGUGACGCGUGGGUGAAUGAACAAUUCCAGAUACCUGCCCUGCCGCCGUCCACUCUUCCCGGAUGUGCUCUUAUCUUCAUUCAAUAUUUUGUGGAGUUUAAAGUGGACGUUGUUGGCAUACCGUUCGACCUGGAACUGGCUAUACCUAUAACUAUUGGCACCAUCCCCUUGCAAUCCACGGUACAGAUGUACAUGCCCUCAAUGUGGCCGUCUCCGGACCCUGUAGUCACUCAGCAACCAUACGGGCAGCCGUCAGGAGCAUCCCUUCCAUUUAAUCUGCCUCCGCCCUCUUACCAGGAGUGCAUGUUCGGCAAGGUUAAUACCAAAGAAUAUGACGAUAGGCAUGCUGGGGGCAACAUGAGUUACGCACCAGCGUACAUCUACUACAACUGGAUGCAACCACUGCAGCCCUCAGCGCCACCCAUGGCGAACGUGCGAGAGUCUAGUAUGUAAAGGGGUGCUUCAUGAAAGUUGGGACCCCGGUCCGUAUCAAACAGCCGAUUCUUAGACUAAAGUCUAAAAGUGAAGAAUAUUUUUAAAUCUGCAAUCUUCUAAAAUUAUUUGAAAUCAAAAUCUAGCAUGACAAUAUUUAGAAAUUAUUUGUUAAGAAUAAUAUGAUUUUUAUAAUAUAAACUGUAUUUUUAGCUUCUACAUACGUGUAGAAAUAGAUGAUCCA
Messenger RNA from Dreissena polymorpha, 1536 nucleotides. Its product is annotated as arrestin domain-containing protein 17-like. Gene Ontology annotation, cellular component: cytoplasm. The record is from RefSeq and is a predicted model, not a curated record. Gene Ontology annotation, biological process: protein transport. The transcript has 7 exons. Bases 141 to 1313 code for a protein of 390 amino acids. Lineage: Eukaryota; Metazoa; Mollusca; Bivalvia; Myida; Dreissenidae.